UAUUUAAUACGAAACUAAGUAUAGCCUCUCCAACUUCCUCUUCCGCCAUCAUCGUCUGUAGGGUACACAGUUCUCGACUGAGCUAAGGCCAAUCCGGCGACGUGUACUGUAAAUUACAGACAUCAAACGAAAAUAACCAAACCAGAACCUUAAGAUGGCUUCCGAUGACGAACUCGCAUGCAUAUAUGCCGCCCUUAUCCUCGCUGACGACCAUGUAACCAUCACUGAUGACAAACUGGUGACAAUUCUGAAGGCUGCCAAGGUUUCUGUGGAACCAUACUGGCCAGGUCUCUUCGCUAAGGCCCUGGACGGUGUGAAUGUACGUGAUCUCAUCACCAACAUCGCAAACUCCGCAGGAUCAGCAGGACCUGCUGGCGGAGCAGGUGCUGCCCCCGCAGCUGAGGAAAAGAAAGAGGAAAAGAAAGAGGAGAAGAAAGAAGAAUCCGAGGAAUCUGAUGACGAUAUGGGCUUUGGUCUGUUCGAUUAAGAAGAUGGGCACUUGCUUUUAUUUUGUACGUCAUCUGUUACAUUAAAAUGAAGGUCAUCUAC
This is a messenger RNA of Pecten maximus, 549 nucleotides long. RefSeq names its product 60S acidic ribosomal protein P1-like. The record is from RefSeq and is a predicted model, not a curated record. Gene Ontology annotation, molecular function: ribonucleoprotein complex binding; structural constituent of ribosome; protein kinase activator activity. The transcript is spliced from 5 exons. Bases 155 to 487 code for a protein of 110 amino acids. Gene Ontology annotation, cellular component: cytosolic large ribosomal subunit; ribosome. Gene Ontology annotation, biological process: cytoplasmic translation; translational elongation. Lineage: Eukaryota; Metazoa; Mollusca; Bivalvia; Pectinida; Pectinidae.